Cygnus atratus (black swan) is the source of this 2107-nucleotide messenger RNA. It is a transcript of the gene ATAD3A, whose product is annotated as ATPase family AAA domain containing 3A. Gene Ontology annotation, cellular component: mitochondrion. The record is from RefSeq and is a predicted model, not a curated record. The transcript is spliced from 16 exons. Gene Ontology annotation, molecular function: ATP hydrolysis activity; zinc ion binding; ATP binding. Gene Ontology annotation, biological process: mitochondrion organization. Lineage: Eukaryota; Metazoa; Chordata; Aves; Anseriformes; Anatidae. Bases 39 to 1847 code for a protein of 602 amino acids.
AGGAGGAGGAGGGGGCGGUGGCGGCGGCGGCAGCGGCCAUGUCGUGGCUCUUCGGCCUCAACCGCGGCGCGGCCCCGGGGGGCGGCGGCGGGGACGCGGCCGGGGUCUCCCUGCCUCCGGCCCCGGGGGGUACCGGAGGUGCCGGUGGGGGGGGAGGAGGAACCGGGGACCGGCACCCGCCCAAGGACAAAUGGAGCAACUUCGACCCCACGGGCCUGGAGCGGGCGGCCAAGGCGGCGCGGGAGCUGGACGCGUCCCGCCACGCGAAGGAUGCCCUCAGCCUGGCGCAGAUGCAGGAGCAGACGCUGCAGCUGGAGCAGCAGACCAAGCUCAAGGAGUAUGAAGCUGCCAUAGAACAACUGAAGAAUGAGCAGAUACGGGUACAAGCAGAAGAGAGACGAAAAACGCUCAGUGAGGAAACAAAACAGCAUCAAGCACGAGCCCAAUACCAGGACAAACUGGCACGGCAGCGCUAUGAUGAACAGAUGCGACAGCAGCAACUUGCUAAUGAGGAGAACCUGAGGAAGCAGGAGGAAUCUGUACAGAAACAGGAAGCCAUGAGGCGUGCUACUGUGGAGCGAGAGAUGGAGCUACGGCAUAAGAACGAAAUGCUGCGCGUUGAGGCAGAAGCAAGAGCCCGUGCCAAGGCUGAGCGGGAGAAUGCAGACAUCAUUCGGGAGCAGAUACGCUUAAAAGCUGCUGAGCAUCGCCAAACUGUGCUAGAGUCCCUCAAGACAGCUGGAAUGCUCUUUGGGGAAGGAUUUCGUGCUUUUGUAACAGACUGGGAUAAAGUUACAGCCACGGUGGCAGGCCUAACCCUGCUAGCAGUGGGAGUUUACUCUGCCAAGAAUGCCACCGCAGUAGCCGGGCGAUACAUAGAAGCACGCUUGGGCAAACCUUCCCUGGUGAGAGAGACCUCGCGUAUUACUGUGCUGGAGGCACUUAAGCAUCCUAUCAAGGUUGGUAAGCGUCUUACCAGCAAGGCUCAGGAUGCCCUUGAAGGAGUUGUUCUCAGUCCACAGUUAGAAGCACGUGUGAGAGAUAUUGCCAUAGCAACGAGAAAUACAAAAAAGAACAAAAGCCUAUACCGGAAUAUUCUUAUGUAUGGUCCCCCCGGCACUGGAAAGACACUCUUUGCCAAGAAAUUAGCCGUGCAUUCGGGCAUGGAUUAUGCCAUCAUGACAGGUGGUGAUGUUGCCCCCAUGGGGCGGGAAGGAGUUACUGCCAUGCAUAAGCUCUUUGACUGGGCAAACACCAGUAGGAGAGGCCUCUUGCUAUUUGUGGAUGAAGCAGACGCAUUUCUGCGGAAGAGGGCAACAGAGAAAAUCAGUGAAGAUCUCAGAGCAACUUUAAAUGCAUUCCUGCACAGAACAGGGCAGCACAGCAACAAGUUUAUGCUUGUUUUAGCAAGCAACCAGCCUGAGCAAUUUGACUGGGCUAUCAACGACCGAAUAGAUGAAAUGGUGAACUUUGAUCUGCCCCAGCUAGAAGAACGGGAACGGCUUGUGAGGAUGUAUUUUGAUAGGCAUGUCUUGAAGCCAGCUACAGAGGGUAAACAACGUUUGAAGCUGGCCCAGUUUGACUAUGGCAAAAAGUGCUCAGAGAUUGCCAGGCUGACAGAGGGCAUGUCUGGUCGAGAGAUCUCUCAGCUUGCUGUGGCGUGGCAGGCUGCAGCUUACGCGUCAGAGGACGGCGUUCUUACAGAGGCCAUGAUCGAUGCCCGGGUCGCUGAUGCUGUGCAGCAACACAGACAGAAGAUGGAGUGGCUGAAAGCAGAGGGUGCUGAAGCCAGCAAAGGGGCCGGCAGAAACCCCCUCCUGCCUUUCCCCCAAGGAACAGCGGUGUGAGAAGCUUCCUGCAGGCUUCUGACCAGCGUGUUUGGGGAAGGGGCGCGGGAGAAAAGCGGGAGGGUCUCCUGGGCAAAUGUUGGGUGGAAUCAUGUGUUAAGUGAGAAGUGUGUCCAUGGGUGCAAGGAAGGGGGAGGGAGCGCUGCCUCAGUCUGAUUUGGGAGUUCGUGUUUUAAGGAUGCACCAGAGGGGGAGGAAAAAAAAAAAAAGGUUUUAAUAAGGCAGAAACAACUGUAUUAAAGGAUGCCGUUGCUCAAACA